Molecule: messenger RNA, 1665 nt
Organism: Zingiber officinale
Lineage: Eukaryota; Viridiplantae; Streptophyta; Magnoliopsida; Zingiberales; Zingiberaceae
Product: probable serine/threonine-protein kinase PBL18
Exons: 2
Coding region: 1-1665 (554 amino acids)
Biological process (GO): protein phosphorylation
Molecular function (GO): protein kinase activity; ATP binding
Source: RefSeq, a predicted model, not a curated record
AUGGCGCGACCAGCGACCAGCGGCGAUGACGAAGUCAACACAACGAGGCAGCUAGGAGACCUCUUCUUCUACUACUAUUCCUCCUUCCUACUCAACCACCGAAGGAUCCAGACGAGGUUGGAACGGGAAGGGCGUGAACCGAAGACAAAUGCGAUAGCGAAAACGAUUGAGAUGUUCCCGUCUCCAUCCAAUCGAAUUGGGCCUUUACCUAUUUAUACACGGUACGCGAACCGAAUCGGCCCAUUAUUUUACCGCAUCGGCCUCCUCUUCGGCGCUGGCGUCACCGGCCUUAUCUCCUCUGCAGCCCUUCUACCACCGCCGUUAACUUCCACCGCCGCCCCGAUCCUAUGUUUCCGCUCAAUGUGCAGGUCUCGGGCCGCCACCGAGGCAUUGGAACCUGGAUCCAGGAGUAGAUCGGGAGCCAGCGCCGCCGCCUCCACUGCGCCUCCCUCCGCCUACGCCUCCGCUUCCUUGAACGGAACUUCCACCGAUCCAGGCGGCCGACCUCUCCGCCGACCCCUUAAUUCCGCUACUUCAUCCUCUUCUCACGCUUUCACAUCCUCCUCUUCCUCCGCCCUCAGCCUCGCCUCCGUCCGCUCGUCCCUGCCGGAGGUUCCUGGCCUCUACCCCUUCUCGGAGGUCUGCGCCGCCACCAACAACUUCCUCUUCAAGCGCCUCCCUGGUGCCGCCUCCUCCGCCUGGCGCUGUAACCUCCGCGGCCGGGACGUCGUCGUCAUCCAGAAAUCCCUCCGCCGCCAGCGAGAGGACCUCGCCGCCCGUCUUGCCGCCCUGGGUAGAUCCCACCACAGCAGCCUCGCUCGCCUUCUCGGCGCAUCCUCCGCGGACGAAUACGUCUACCUCGUCUACGAGUACGUUCACGGCGCUAGACUCGCCGAUUGCCUUCGCAACGCGCGGAACCCUGGCUUCACUCCGCUCGCCUCCUGGAUCUCCCGAGUUCUGGUUGCGGUCGACGUCGCUCAAGGCCUCGAGUACAUCCACCAUCACUCCUCGGCGGCCUCCGGAGUCCAUAAUCGGGUCACUAGCUCCGACAUCAUCGUCACCGAACCCGAUUUCCGCGCCAAGAUCUGCCAUUUCGGCGCUGCGGAUCUCGCAGGGGAGAUUUCCGAUCCCCUCGAGGAACAAGUAGGCGAAAUUACCCCAAUUCCCUCGCCGAGGAGAAAAGGGCAGGGUGAGCGGCAGAAGCACAUUGAAGGAACACGGGGGUACAUGGCGCCUGAGGUGAUCUCCGGCGCACCCGUCUCCCGUCGGUCCGACGUGUUCUCCUUUGGAAUUGUACUCCUGGAGCUGCUUUCCGGCGAGGAGCCGUUCAAGUACAGGUACGACAAGGAACGGAAGGAGUUCGACGUAGUCUCCCUGAUCGACACGGCGCGGAAGGCGAUGGGGGCAGACGACGACGACGAUGAAGAGGAUCGGUGGGGGCGGAUACGGAGGUGGAUGGACCGGCGGUUGCGGGACUCGUUCCCGGUGGAUGCGGCGCAGAAGCUGAUCCGGGUGGCGCUACGGUGCGUGGAGACGGAACCGGCGGCGCGGCCGGAGAUGACGUGGGUGGCCGGGAAGGUAUCGAAGGCGUUCCUUGAAUCGAAGGUGUGGGCCGAGAGGGUUAGGGUUCCGACCGACUUCUCGGUGUCGAUGACUCCGCGGUAA